AUGAAUAAUAUAAAACCAUUGGGCAGUCAGAGGUCACCUAUGAAGUUGGAAGAAGUGCCGUCAGUACUACGAAAGCUGCGUGUUCGAAUUGAUUUUUUCGAUCGGCAGUCAGUUGAUGUAGACGCUGUUGUUCAGGACAAUCUUCCAGGUGGAUUUUGUAUUGGAACUGUUGUGGGUUGUCACGGUACACCGGGCUCACAUAACGAUUUUAAAUAUAUCUUGCCAUAUUUGUACAAAUAUGGAAUUCGUUUUAUAGGCAUUAAUUUUCCUGGUCAAAGCUAUACCCCACAUCACGAAGGACUAAGUUAUACUAAUGAGGAGCGUAUGCAGUUUGUUCAAAAAAUCAUCAAUUUAAUGAAUGUCAACAAUAACAUUGUCUUUUUAGGCCACAGCAGAGGAUCAGAAAAUGCCCUUCGGUUGGCCGCAAGAAAUCCGGAUCGAUGUAAAGGCGUUGCAUUGAUAAAUCCAAUAGGUGUUAUGGUUCAUCACAGCAUUAAGCCUACAUGGAUAAUCCCUUUGGAUUGUGGCUUUGGGAAACUUUUUCAAUUGCUGAAAAUGAAAGUAGAAAGUGGUGAUGAAGCUGCAAUUUGUCUAAAAUUAAUAGCUAAUAUCGACCUGACUGGUCAAAUAGGUUAUAUCAGUAUGCUGAAUAACAACAAAACAAAAGUUUUAAUAGCUUACUCAGCUAUGGAUCAUCUCAUCGAAAUAUCAGUCAGUCAACAAUUUGCAUCUCUUUUUGAUAAUAUCAGUCAUGUGAGUUGUCCAUCAAUAGAAGGAGACACGUCAAUUCUGGAUUAUAUUCCGAAACAGUAUGCCGAAUCAGAUCGAUCUUUUUCGAUAUGCUUCGAAAACGAAGGCCAUUAUUUACAAAAAUAUCAAUCAAAAUUCAUUGCCAACUGCACGCAUUAA
Messenger RNA from Cercopithifilaria johnstoni, 909 nucleotides. NCBI's taxonomy places the organism in Eukaryota, Metazoa, Nematoda, Chromadorea, Rhabditida, Onchocercidae. The record is from the annotation of a GenBank genome assembly.